AAAAAAUAUUCGAUUAAUGGAAUGUGAUUUAUGUUCACUUGAAUCCGUUCGUAAUUUUGCUAAUUUAUAUAAUAGUGAAGAAGAAAGACUUGAUGUAUUAAUAUGUAAUGCUGGUAUUGGUUGGUCACCCCAUGCGGUUACAAAAGAUGGAUUUAAUUCUGUUAUUCAAGCGAAUUAUCUUGGUCAUUUUUUGUUAACAAAUCUACUUUUAAAUAAAUUAAAAGCAAGUCGUCCAAGUCGAAUUAUUAAUGUUUCAUCGGGUGCACAUAAGAUAAUUCGAUCGAUUGAUUGGUCUGAUGUAUUUAUACAAUUUAAAAAUACUCGUCUAUUUGGUGCACAAUUUUUGUCAAAAGCAUUUCAAAUAUUAUCAACUUAUAAAUUAAAACAAGAUUUACUUGGUACGGAGGGUGUUGAUGUAUUUGCAUUAAACCCCGGUUGGGCCUGGACAUCUCUUCGAGAAGCAAUGCGAGAGACUCUUGGAAUAUGGCGAUUUCUUAUUUUCUAUCCAAUAUUACGUUUGCUUAAAAUCGCUUUUGCUAAAACACCUAAGAUAGGUGCACGUACAACGAUUUAUUGUGCAGUUGAACCUUCACUCGAACAUUCACCACAUCUCUAUUUUGAAAAUUGUGCUGUUGCCCAACCGACUUCGUUUUGUACAGAUAAAAUAACAGCUGAUCGUUUAUGGAAAUUAAGUGCUGAAGCAGUCGGAUUGAAAUAA
This is a messenger RNA of Rotaria sp. Silwood2, 718 nucleotides long. NCBI's taxonomy places the organism in Eukaryota, Metazoa, Rotifera, Eurotatoria, Philodinida, Philodinidae. The record is from the annotation of a GenBank genome assembly.